GUUGCCUUUUGUCUGACGAGGUGCAAAUCCCGAAGGAUCUGACACACUCCUCCUCCUCUUCCUCCUCCUCCUCCUCCUCCGCGUCGCGGUGCCGCAGCAGCAGCAGCCAACGCGGUGAGUGCGUCCUGCAGCAGCAACAGCAGCACUGACGGCACCUGUCGUCUUCAGUACGAUCUUUAAACCGUUGUGGGUGUAAAACAAGGCUGUCAAUGAGGUAAUUCACAACCUAACACGACGGGGAACCAUGAAUACCAACGGCUGCAUGUGUAGAUAUUCGCUCCUCUGAAAAUUACGCAUCGAGCUCUUCAUGCUGAAGUGCAGUGACGCUGAGGGGAGCAAUUUCAGUGCAUCCCUUUGAACACACACACUGUGGAGCCUUCAGGAUCCUUGCUCUUCACUGGAGACGAUGAGAGGCUACCUGCUGACUGCAAUCUUUCUGCUGCCCUUGGUGGCCUCAGAGUCCGAACACUGCAUCAUCAAGCGUGAACAUGAGAAAUGCAUGGAGAGGAUCAUGCUGCACAAUCCCAGCGAUGACCUUGAACUAGUGUGUCCAUGGAUGUGGGACAACCUGACCUGCUGGCAGGCAGCCAGCAUUGGGGAGGUCGUGGUGGUCAACUGUCCUGAGCUGUUCCAUGACUUCAUGGGUCCUGAGGAUGAGAUGGGGAAGGUCAGUCGAAACUGCACUGAGUUUGGCUGGUCUGAACCUUUCCCUCACUAUGUGGAUGUGUGCUUCUUCUAUGACAACAACACUAAACCUGACACAUAUUUCGCCUCAGUCAAGGCUCUAUACACUGUGGGCUACAGCACAUCGCUGGUGUCUCUGACCACAGCCAUGGUCAUUCUCUGCAGAUUCAGGAAGCUCCACUGCACGAGGAACUUCAUCCACAUGAACCUGUUUGUGUCCUUCAUCUUGAGAGCCAUCUCUGUCUUCAUCAAGGACGGUGUUCUGUACGCUCAAGAGGACAGCGACCACUGCUUCACACACACAGUUGCAUGUAAAGCUGUGAUGGUUUUCUUCCAUUACUGUGUCAUGUCCAACUAUUUCUGGCUGUUCAUCGAGGGUCUGUAUCUCUUCACUCUGCUGGUGGAGACUUUCUUCCCAGAAAGACGUUACUUCUACUGGUACACCAUCGUAGGAUGGGGAACUCCCACCAUCUGCGUCACUGUCUGGGCCGUUCUGAGGCUCCACUUUCAUGACACCGGAUGCUGGGAUACAAAUGAACACACUGCCCUCUGGUGGGUGAUCAAAGGACCAGUUGUAGCCUCCAUUAUGAUCAACUUUGUGCUCUUCAUUGGAAUAAUAAUCAUCCUGGUCCAGAAGCUGCAGUCUCCUGACAUCGGAGGGAAUGAGUCCAGCAUUUACCUCAGCUGUGCUCAGAAAUGCUUCAGUGAGCCCACACAGGCUGUUCAGCAUUCGUGCAGGAUGUCAGAGUUAUCCACCAUCACACUGCGUUUGGCUCGCUCGACCCUCCUGCUCAUCCCUCUGUUUGGGAUUCACUACACUGUGUUCGCCUUCUCACCUGAAGACGUCAGCAAGAGGGAGAGGCUGGUCUUCGAGCUGGGACUUGGCUCCUUCCAGGGCUUUGUUGUAGCUGUCCUCUACUGUUUCCUCAAUGGAGAGGUGCAGUCGGAGAUCAAGAGGAAAUGGCGCAGCUGGACGGUAAACCGAUACUUUGCUGUGGACCUGAAGCAGCAAAGGCACCCUUCGUUGGCCAGCAGUGGGGUGAACGGUGGGACUCAGCUGUCGAUCCUGAGCAAGAGCAGCUCCCAGAUCCGCAUGUCGAGCCCUCUAGCGGAGAACGCCAACAUCAGCCUUCCGACCUGAGCGUCUGACGAGCAGGAGUCAAUUCAAGGUGCCAAUCCACUAAAUGUACAUCAAGACCAACCAGAGCAGACCAAAGUGACCCCUCACAGCUCUUUAUUUUAUACUCCAUCAUCGAGAAAAUUAGGUAUUUCUAAAAGCAUUUACUGGAGGUUUAUCACAGGUGCAAAGCUGACCUACAUACUUGAUUUCUUGACUAGAAAAUCUAACUUAAAUAAUGUGAAGAUUGCAAGUUCCAUGAUUAAUGAUGCACUUAACACUUUUACGGAUUAAAAUCAUGAAUCCCAUUCUUAUGCGGUGUUGCAGCAUAAAUUCUCUUACUUUAUUUCUGAAUAUUAAUACAGUUAGUGCCAAAAAAGGAUUUGGGGGUCAUAUUUGGCUGUUGGUGUGUAAAGUAAAUGUGCUUCAAAGUGCCAAACAGGUUGCCUGACUGGAUCUGACCUCGUAACUGGUCCAUACUUCAACACCAACCAAAUGUUCGCCUUGCUUGUACAAAUGCUAAUCGUUUAAACGUUUCAUCUUAAACUUUUUCUACAAUCAGCCGUAAGUACAGAGUAUGUCAAGAAUAUGUUGAAGAAAAAAAGUAUCUCAUGGACUUUGUAAAUAGUUUUUGGUGUCUGGAUCUGAGUUUUCUUUUUGCAUAAUGCAGUAUUGUAAUGACCUUUUCAAACAAAAGGAACUGGAGCCCAAAUCUGUAGACUAUUUCAUCUUAACUAUGGAGGACUGAGGAGAUCCUGCCUGCAAAUAUCAGCCUGUAAUGUAUAAAAUAACACACAAAGUAUUUUCUGUAUAAGAACAAAGUGCCAAAAUGAACGAGCAGUGUGCCCAAGCAGGACAGGGGCAAGGUUUCAGUCACAAUUUUUAGAAUAAUGAAUAAUAUUUUGUGCGCAACUACAUUCUUUUGUAUUUUGGGACAUUUAUUUAAACAGUAAGUAGAUUUAUGACUUCUCAAAUAUCCUCAGAUGGGAAAACUGAGAUUUUCCUGAAGUGCUUGUAGCUUAAAGAAACAUGACACUUUGGUUUUAGUAUUUUCAAAGGUCAAAAGGCUUAAAAAAAGGUUAGACAAUACUAUUGAAGAGAUUAUCAGAGUUUAUAAAGGACUGAAAAUUAAAUUUAAAAAAUUGGGGACUCUUUUGAGUGUUUAUAGAAGAGUUAACACUUGCCAUGUCUGUUACGAAUUUAAAUGCCGCUAGCAGAAGUGGAAAAUUGAUAAUAGUUUGUCCUAUAUCCCAUUUUACUGAAAACUGGUUAUAUAAAUGUUGACAUGAUUUCAGAGAGAUUUUAACCUCUCAGUUAUUAUGUCAAAGCAUUUGAAGACAUGGUAAACUUAAAAAACUACAUUCUGAAUUGAUUAUUCUUGUAACAUACAUCAGGAUUGUUAAUUCUGUUAAGCUACCACUUCUUUCAGCUGACUUUCACUUUCACAGACUUGUCAGCAAUGUUCUCAGACUGUGACUAUUCACAUAAACGUGCCAUAUACCUGUUGAUUUACUUUGACCUCCUCAUUAGUUUAUAUGUACAACAUUUUAUUGUAGGCAAUGAGAAUCAAACCCGCCACAUGCUAUCUUCUCAAAGCCUCAAAUCAUUUUGCAAUAUCAAAUCGGUUAAAACUCUUGAAUUUAUUAUUUCUCAUACUCCAAAGUGCCUCGUGGGUCACAAACAGCUCAGUUUUUAUUUACAGCAGAAGUAACAGAUAUUAAAAAGUUAAGACGGAGUCAUUUUUCCUGCAAAGAAUGUGCAGAGUGAUGUGUUUUUGUGGAAAAAGUUGUGCAAAUUUGUGCUUUCUUGUGGUGUGUUUUGCUUAUCGUUUGGAGAUAUUUUUCUUUUCUCUUUCUAAUAACUACAAAAGAGCCAUACUGUGUAUUUUUUCAUUUUGACUUAAGUAAUAACUACAUCUUUGAGGUUUUCUUUAUCCUCUUGGUUGCAGCCAUCAGACAUGCAAGAGAAGUGAAAGUCUAUUAGAGUAAGGCCCCAUCAUCCAACAUAUGGGCCCCUUCAUAACAGAAAGAAAUGCUUUAAUUUGACAGCUCGUGACAAUCGCAGUGUUUUGCUCAUUCUGUCUUUUUUUUCUGUCGUUUCCUUUGUGCAAAAACAAGCUAAAACUGGUGACAGCCCAGAUGGGGAAAUAAUUUAAUAAAACAAAAUGUGAAAUGAUGUGUACAGGUGGAUAAAUCCACAGUAUUUACUCAAGAUUUUUAUUUUUUGCACUUUCAUCUGUGUGGAUAAAAUGAAUGUAGUAUCUUUUAACAAUGAAUCUGUGAUGUUGUUGAACAGACAUGGAUGUAUAUUUUUUCAAAACCCACUGUCAUGUGGAUUUACUCAAUGUACAUUAUUCAUGCUUUCUUUGUGUUAUUUAUUGUAUGCCUGAUGUAUGAUUUGUGUUGACUUUUUCGGGUUAAAGUGCCAUAACUUUUGCGCCAUACAGUCAGAGAUGUUUUGUCUCAUUAUUGAUUUUAAAAGACUAAAAAAAGAUACAUGGAUCCUGCUGUCCAAAGCUGAAGAGGGUAUUUUAAAUAUUUUAGGGAGAAAAACAGAUAAAACCUCUUAAAAAGAAAGCUACUGCAGAGAUGUGUUGGUUGUAGCAUCUGCUUGGCUACUUUUUGGUAAAAUAGUGUUAACUGUGGUUCUAAACAUGUAUCAAGGGAGUCGGAGCAGGAGAUGUUUUUUUUUCUCUUCAAGCAGAAGGGGUUCAGAAGGUGGAACAACUGCGACAGAUAAAACACAAAGUGUGUACGAGGGUGUGAUUUCAAAAACCACUCUGCUGCUGCUUACGUGUUCUAUCACCAGCCGUCACUCUGAGUCUGAAUCAGCUCAGAUGGAAACGACCAUGUCUCAAAGCUGUUAUGUGUGUGAAAAGAUGGGUUGUAAACUCCUCACUUGACUGUGUCUGUGCUGUAUAUUUGUCUACCACAGGGUGGCAGUCAAGUGUUAUAAUAUUAGUUUGAUAGUUUGAGGAAAAGGGGAAGUUUGACUGGCUUUGGUUUGCUUUUUGAGCCUUGUGUUUUGGAUAGAUCAGAGGUAGGGUAAGGCAUUGAGGCACUUUUAUGCCACAUGCUUAAUGUUGAUCUUAUUAUUUUUAAUUCACACACAAAUCAUUAUAAAGAAUGCCUAGAAACUACAUCCUUCCAAAUUAAAGUGUAUCUAACCCGUCCAAGAAGUCAAAUCUAAACAGACAAGCUGACAUCAAAACAAAAUCAGAUUUUUUGUGAGCAAGUCAGGUAGUUUGCCUAUAUAACCAUCUCCCUUCAAAGUGAAUGUUACAAUAAUUUGUUUUAUUAUUUCCAUUGUGAUAAAGACAAGAAAAUGACUUUUUUUUUUUCUCAAGAACUAGUCUGACAUUUUGGAAACAUUGUCAGUCACUUUCCUGCUAAGAGUUUGAUGUGAAGCUAACUUAGAAAAGUGAUAAAUACUUUGUGAUGGGGUAAAUAUUAAACUAGCAGCUAGCUAACCGAUAAGUUUGCUACAACUUCAAUAAUGGGGUUAAUAUUAAGCUAGCAGCCAGCUAACUUAGGAGUUUGAUACCACUGUAAUGAUGAGAUGGCUAGUAGUUUGCUGACUUGGCAAAGAAUGAAGAAUUAAAGCAAAGGGAAACAGCCUUGCUGUUUCUUACGCAAAACCACCCAGUACAACCAAAAACAUGCCAGUUUCACACUUGGCCUAUGAACAGGUUAAAUCAACUAGACACAGUUUGAAAAUAGAUCUCUUGUCAAUACCUGAUAGCCAUCCAUUUCCAUAGUUAGAGAAAACAAUGGCUAGCUUGUGGAUAUUUGCCAACUUCAGGCUUGCUUUGAUCUACUGAACCCUGUUGUUGAAACUUUAUAUCAUGCUUAUGAAAAUGUUGCUAUGCCAAUUGUUAGAUAAGUGUGUAAUCUUUAAGGUCUGGAUCAAAACCUAUCCGUUCAUUUUAUCUCUUAAUUAAAUCCAACACUAAACAGCUAGCUAGUAGUUGUGUAAUGACUUAAACUUUGCUUUUACCUAGCUGCCGGUAACCAAAAUAGCAUUUAAUUUAACGGCAACGUGGAUGUCAAAAGGUCCCUCAUUUUACUCCUAGCUUCUAUAUGUAAAUGCUAAUAUGACAUUAUUGUUUUGCUCUUUAACACCAUGCAGAGGAACAAAAACAAGAUGGCAGAAGUGAUGAUCUAGAUUCUUGUGGCCUAUGCUUGUGAAUACAUUAAACACAGUUCCACAGCACCAAAAUCAACAACUAUCCAUUAAACAAAAGCUACUAAUUAAGUAGCUCAUAUCGGUUAGCCGGCUAUAACCCCUAAACUCACAGCUAUUAAGCUAGCCCUUAGAUAUUAGCCAUUGUUAGAUUCAGCUUUUGUUUACUAGCUAGUUUACCCCAUGGCCAAUACACCUUUAUUUGUCACCUGCCUUCACAUCUAACUCUUGGUAAAAGAAAAGUGUAUCCUUUUAUUUAACUAUCCUUGACGUGGCAUAUCUCUGUGUUCGAAUGCCUUUGUUGGCAGUUAAAAAUGUGUGUUGAGCCAGUUUUAAUAAGUGUUGAGCGUGUGUGCAAGUUCUAUUGAUUGCCAAUGAAUUUUUGAAUGUACUGAUGUUGCUCAGCUGCUCUUAAAUGUCGCCUGCUAUCAAUUUGCCAUGGUGUACAAAUGAUGUCUUUUCUUGAUAAUGUAUACAGUACUCUGUAUUCACAUUUUUGGCACACAGGUAGACCUCUUGAAAAAAAACCUGUAUUGUUUGUGGCCGUGUUUUUGUACAUUUCUCUUUAUGUAGCCUUACUGUUUUCAGAGUGUGUGUAUGUGUGAAUGUUUGGGAGAGUUAUCUCUGUGUGCAUGUGUAUGUUAUGGCAAAUAUUUAUGAGAGAUAUAAGUAACUUAAAUGUCAAAAGAUUAUUAUUAUUAUUAUGUUUUAACUGUGACUGUGUAUCAUGUGCAACAUGUGUUCCUGUGUCCAACAUUCAUGUCCCCGGUUGUGUAAAUU
Cheilinus undulatus (humphead wrasse) is the source of this 6763-nucleotide messenger RNA. RefSeq names its product pituitary adenylate cyclase-activating polypeptide type I receptor-like. The record is from RefSeq and is a predicted model, not a curated record. Bases 407 to 1825 code for a protein of 472 amino acids. Gene Ontology annotation, biological process: adenylate cyclase-modulating G protein-coupled receptor signaling pathway; cell surface receptor signaling pathway. NCBI's taxonomy places the organism in Eukaryota, Metazoa, Chordata, Actinopteri, Labriformes, Labridae. Gene Ontology annotation, cellular component: neuron projection; plasma membrane. The transcript has 15 exons. Gene Ontology annotation, molecular function: peptide hormone binding; vasoactive intestinal polypeptide receptor activity; G protein-coupled peptide receptor activity.